This is a messenger RNA of Pistacia vera, 3220 nucleotides long. RefSeq lists its product as uncharacterized. The record is from RefSeq and is a predicted model, not a curated record. The transcript is spliced from 13 exons. Lineage: Eukaryota; Viridiplantae; Streptophyta; Magnoliopsida; Sapindales; Anacardiaceae. Bases 8 to 1258 code for a protein of 416 amino acids.
UGGGUUGAUGAAGUUAAUAACACCUUCAACAGUUAGAAGCUUGGUGCAGUUGAAAGAAAUGAGCGUAGAGGAAUGUGAAACGCUAAUAGAAAUUGUAGAAAAUGAGGGAGAUACAACAAGGUGUACUGAAAUUAUUUUUAACAAUUUGAAGAAGUUGUUUUUUAGAAAGUUAGAAAGUCUCACAUGCUUUUGCUCUUGGAAUUACUCUUUCAAUUUCCCAUCUUUGGAAGAGUUAACUAUAGUGGAAUGCCCCAAUAUGAAGACUUUCUCUCAAGAAAUCUUAGACACGCCAAAGUUGACCAAAGCCAUUUGUAGGUGGAAAAAUGGACGGAAUUGGGAGAAAAAGAAUAUAGACAUUGAGAGUGGCCUUAAUACAAACAUACAACAAGCAUACAAAAAACAAAAACAGGUUGACUCCAAUUUGAAGGAAUUGAAAUUAACAUUAAGUGGAAGGGAUGUCAAGUCAAUUUGGCAAGGAGAGUUUCAAGAGAACUUUGGCAAAGUAAAAACUCUUCAAUUGAUUAAGGAUGAAUAUGCAAACAUUCCACUUCAAAUUCUUAACAAAUUUAAUAGUCUUGAAAAACUCAUAUUGAAAGUGAGUUCAUAUGAAGAGAUAUUCUCAUUUGAAGAGGAUAAGGAAUACACUGGAGCACACACAAAAUUAAAAAUUUUAGAAUUUUGGGGACUUUUUAAUUUAAAGUGCAUUUCUAAACAAGGCUCCCGAUUUAACUCAAUUUUUCAAAGUCUUCAUUCUUUAGAGGUAAACCAUUGUCACAAUUUGAUGACUCUGCUGCCAUCAUCAACAUCUUUUGAAAAUCUUACAACUUUGAUGGUAAGCUAUUGCAAUGGAAUGCAAAACUUAAUGUCAUCCUCAACAGCCAAAAGUUUGGUGCGACUAGAAGACUUGUCAAUAAAAGGAUGUGAAAUGAUGAUCGAAGUAUUAGCAAAAGAAGGAGAUACAGAGAAAGGUGAAAUUGUUUUUGAGAAAUUGAAGAAGUUAUACUUGUAUAGUUUAGAAAGUCUCACUUGUUUCUAUUAUGGGAAUAAGUAUGAUAACUUAAAAUUCCCAUGUUUGGAAAGCUUAAAAGUGACAGAAUGCUCCAAAAUGAAGACUUUCUCUAGAGGAGGCUUAAGCAUGCCAAGGUUAAAGUACCUGAACUCCAGAUAUUGUUUGGAGAGUGACAUUGAUAGGACAAUACAACAAUUACAAAAUGAUUGUUCAGAGUUAUGGAAAAGAUUCCCAGGUUCUAGAGUGUAAUGUUCAUCAACACACAACAAACUCAUGUGUUAAUUUCAAACGAGUCGUAUCGAUCACGCGCGUCCUCUCCCUUCCGUUCUCCAUAACCCUUUCAAAAUCGUUCGACGGUCCAGCCAGUUCAACCGCCGACAAUUUAGAUGAGAUUGCCAAGUUGUUCCUAGAUCUGUUCGCAACGAUCGGCGAAAAUAGUGUCAAAUGAUGCCGAUUACGCUUCAAGAAUAUUAGAAGUUGAAAAUUGGCGUAGUAUUUGUGUGAGCUUUGAGCGACAGAUUACUGGCAGGAUCCUGCAAAAGGUAGUAUCCGAUUUAGGAGAGAUUCAGCAAGGAUUCAUCAAGUGCAAAUACAUUGAAUGGCUCCUGAGAAUAUUUGUGCAAAAAGAUAUCUGGUGUUUGAAGUUCAAACUGCAUUCAGAAUGAUUUGCAUUGCAUGAUAUUUAAAGGCCUGGUGUUCUCACAACAUUAAUGGGUGUUAGUGGAGCUCGAAAAUCCACUCUUCUAGAGGUUCUGGCAAGAAAAAAAAACUGCUGGCUAUAUCAACGGGGAAAUAAAAAUUAGUGGGUAUCCUAAGCGUCAAGAAACAUUUGCAAGAGUUUCAGGUUAUUGUGAGCAAACCAACGUACAUUCUCCUCAACUCACUGUAGAAGAAUCUUUGAUUUUUUCUGCUUGGCUACAUUUGUCUCCUGAGAUUAACACAAAAACUAAGACAUCCUUGAGAUCAUAGAGCUUGAUAAUAUUAAGGAUGCCUUGAUUGGCAUACCAGGAGUUAGUGGUCUAUCUGUUGAGCAACGUAAGCAGCUCACCAUAGUUGUCGAACUUGUUGCCAAUCCAUCUAUAAUCUUUAUGGAUGAACGUACAAGUGGUUUAGCUACGCGAACGGGAACAAUUGUCAUGCAAGCUGUCUAAAAUGUGGUUGAGACAGGAAGGACAAUUGUUUGCGCUACUCACCAACCAAGCAUUGACAUAUUUGAAGCAUUUGAUGAGGCAAUCCCUUGGGUGCCGAAGAUUAGAGAUAACUAUAAUCCGGCGACAUGGAUAUUAGAGCUCUCAUCUCCAUCUUCAGAAGUCUAACUUGGUGUAGAAUUUUCCCAAAUAUACACGGAUUCUGCUUUACAUUAGCACACGAAAGCUCUUGUGAGGGGGUUGAGUACUCCACCUCCUGGUUCAAAUGAUUUGCAUUUUCCAACCCGCUUCACACAAAGUGGUUGAGUGCAAUACCCUUAUUGUCUAUGGAAACAGAACUUGUCUUAUUGGAGAAGUCCUUCAUACAACUUAUUCCCGGCAGUUAUAGCAUCUUUGCUUUUUGGUGUACUGAUUUGGGACCACGGAAAGGAGCGCAAUGUUAUGUACCGAGAAAAAAUUUGCAGGAAUGUACUCUCCCUGGGCUUUUUCAUUUGCACAGGUGACUGUUAAGCUUCCUUAUUUAUGUCUUCAAGCAAUUAUAUACGUGAUCAUCACCUAUCCGAUGAUUGGAUUUUAUUGGUCGGCGUAUAAGGUCUUCUGGGUGUUCUGUUUAUCUUGCAAUGCUACUUGUGGCAUUGAAGCCGACUCGCAUGGUUGCUUCUAUUCUAUCCUCUUUUUUCUACACCUUAUUCAAUCUGUUUCCUGGAUUCCUUAUUCCUGAACCGCAAAUUCCAAAAUGGUGGGUUUGGUUGUAUUAUCUGAUUCCUACUUCUUGGACGCUAAACAGUUUGAUCACAUGACAAUAUUGAGAUAUCAACAAGAAAAUUAGCGUUUAUGGAGAAUUAAAAAGCAUAUCAACCUUUCUUAAAAGAUUACUUCGGUUUUCACCAUGAUCGCUUGCCUAUUACAGGCAUUGUUCUUCUCAUCUUUCCUCUUGUUCUUGCCUCUCUUUUCGCGAUUUGUAUAGGAUGGUUGAACUUCGAGAACAGGUCAGACAUUGGAGGAGAUGUUAACGUUUGUACAGAGCCUUAUAAGCAAUACAUAUUGAAUUUAUAUUUUUUCA